This is a messenger RNA of Pyrenophora tritici-repentis Pt-1C-BFP, 1809 nucleotides long. RefSeq names its product putative ebs-bah-phd domain-containing protein. Gene Ontology annotation, molecular function: chromatin binding. Lineage: Eukaryota; Fungi; Ascomycota; Dothideomycetes; Pleosporales; Pleosporaceae. The record is from RefSeq and is a predicted model, not a curated record.
AUGGCGCGCAAACGCAAAGCUAGCGACGAUGCACCCGUGCAUGCCCAUACUACCCCUCCGACAGAUAACAAGUUUGCUACAACGAAGAAGCAGAAGAUUGAGUGGGACAAGGUCGACAAUUUUGAGGGUUUCACCAUCAGCUCGGUAGGCCUCAACGCGCCAAAGCAGGGAAAAAAGUCCAAGCGCAAUUACGGCGCCUACCCGGGUCAGGACGCCCCUUUGGAUGCAGAGGUUGUACAGCCAAAUCCGUUCCCAGACACGGACCUCAGUGAGGUACAUGUGAAGAUAUCGCCUGCAAUCUACUGGGAAAACACCAGCCGCUAUCGAAAGUUCACCAUUAACAAUGAGGAAUUCUCGGUUGGUCAAAUUGUCUUCGUCAAGAAGGUUGAAGAUGAACAAGAUGCGCCAGACGCGAUACAACAUUGGCUCGCAAAGGUCCUCGAGAUCCGUGCUGGAGAUGCUUCCCAUGUCUACCUCCGAGUGUUUUGGGCAUACAGACCGGAAGAUUUGCCAGGAGGUCGGCAGCCGCACCACGGUAGCUGUGAACUGAUCAUCAGUAACCACAUGGAUAUUAUUGAGGCAUUGACUGUUCAAGCAGCCGCGAGUGUAAUCUACUGGAAUGAUGAUCCCGAUGAUCUAGCCUUACCAGCAGACCAACUCUUCUAUAGGCAGAGCUUCGACGUCACCAAGAAGAUCAGGCCACUAAGUAAACUCAACACCUUCUGCAUCGACAAGAAGCCCUGUAAUCCCGACAAAAUUUUGGUCCAAUGUCCGCAUUGCUCGAAUUGGCUCCACGCGGAAUGCCUCGAGAAGGAAGCCGUCCAAACCGUACCCAACACACAGAACAGCACACCAAUGCCACCGCCUAAGAAGCGAGGUCGACCCAGCAAGGGAACGCAAGCGGACGUGGACCCACUCGAAGCCGAGCUUCACUCAUCAGACACGGGCAAAACCCGCCUCACGAUUACAGACAAUCGCGAAGGACAAAACAAGCGACAAUGGGACGUCGACAUACCAUGUCUGAUGUGCGGCAAGAUCAUCGAAGAAGCCGACCCAUCAACUGGAGCUGAUAAUGCGGUCAAAUUAGAAGCGGAACCAGAACCACAAAAGGAAGAAGACGCCGACGACGCCAACACUACACCACCUCUCGCGCCCAGUGAAGCAGACUCUGUACUCAGGGACUCAGACGCCGACGCCACCGCCCCAACCACAACCAAGCCUUCCACCGCGCCUGAUCUACCACCACCAGCAGCUCCCAUCGAAAUCAAGGGUGAGACCGCUUCCUCAACUUCUCCUCCAUCCGAUUAGCAUAGCUAAAAUUUGUCUUUUCAUUUGAUUCGUAGUGCCGCGAGGAAGAGGUCGGCCACCCGGCUCAAAGAAUAAGAAGAGAAAACGCAGUAGUUAUCCUUUCCCUUCGUCGUCGUCGUCGGCUGCGAAGAAGAAGAAGAAGAUGUCGCUCUCUUCUUCUUCCAGGGUGAGUAAUAUUAAGGCGGAGGUGAAGGCGGAGGCGGACAUGGACGAGGAGGAGGCUGGGCCUGGCAUCGUGGUGCAGGAUAAUACAGAGGUUGUGCUUGAUGCACCCAGGGAGAAUGUUACACCUGCUGCUACUGCUACGUUGCCGCCUGCUGUACAAGAGUCUAUAUUUCAAUCUGGGAUUAGGUCGGUGAAGAGGAUGUUGUGGAGGACGUGAUGGGGUGAUUGAGCCGUUUCAUGUAUUUUUUUUCAGACAUGUAUGAACACACACACGCACGUUCGUACGCACACAUACACUUUAACUUCAGUCCCCACACAUUGAAUAGUUAGAUACCC